UUUAUAUAUUGUUUUUACAGGCACAAAGGACUAACCGGACAAUUGAAGAUUGAGGGAUUUUCAGAUUUGUUGUUUGAGUCGUGGCAACUUUGUAGCAGAGCAUCGCACAAUUUUUUUGUAUGCAGUAAAUAUAGCAUUCGACAAAAAUGGUUGAUUUGAUCGGAGAGUCAUCGCAUAGCCAAAUAGGGAAUGUUUCAGCUAAGGAAAUGGACGAAUUGUUAGUUGAUAGUGAUGGCAAUGAUGUUGAAGACCUGUUACUGAAUAGUACAGGAAGUAUCGGUCGGGUUAAAUUCGUAGGUUUGAGCGUUGAUGCUGCUAAGAAGUAUGUAUUUUCAGACCUUGAUGUUGCCUAUGCCUUUUACAAUGCAUUUGGGAAGGUCAAUGGAUUUUCAAUUAGGAAGUUAAAGGUUGGGCAAAGUGAGAUUGAUAAGCGCAUACUCUGGCAAAUAUUUGUGUGUUCGAGACAAAGAUAUCGUAUUUUCAGAGGGGUUGAUGAAACAAAUAGGAAGAGAGCUCCAAAGCCAGAGACUAGGUGUGGGUGUGUAGCACAAAUGUGAGUUCACAUAGAUGUUGGCAGGGACUGUUGGUAUACAACAUUAUUUCAAAAUGAACAUAAUCAUGAGUUAGUACCCCCAACUUUGAGCCGGAUGUUGAGAUCGCAAUGGAGAAUGACUGAUCAAGAAAUUCAAAGAAUGAACGACAUGAGAGAUGCUGGAAUUUCCACAACCCAAAUCUAUAUGCAUUUUGCCGAGCAAUCUGGUGGUUUUGAGAAUGUUAGAUUUCGAAGAAAAGACAUGUACAACCAAAUAGAAAAGCAAAGGCAAUUGAUGGAAAGUGAUGUGACCGAAACAUUGAAGUACCUAAAGAAGCGGAAGAAAUUAGAUCCAAAGUUUUACUGGAGCUACGAGGUGGAUAAACAAUGGUGUGUUUCGGCACCUAAUCUGGAUGGACAGGAAGAGCCGUGUUGACUUUGAAGUAUUUGGUGAUGUUAUGGCCAUUGAUGCAACUUACAAGAAAAACAAGUACAAGUUUCCACUGGUAGUUUUCUCAGGAGUGAACCAUCACCUUCAAACAAUAGUUUUUGGCAGUGCAAUUGUGGCUGAUGAAGGAGAAGGAACUUACAUAUGGCUGUUACAGAGAUUCGUGGAAGCAAUGAAUGGUAAACGACCAAAUGCUGUGAUAACUGAUGGUGCCAAGGCUAUGAAGCUUGCAAUUGAAAAGGUCUUUCCAGAUGCACACCAUAGGUUAUGCGGAUGGCAUUUGUUAAGAAAUGCCACAGCCAAUGUCUCCAACCCCAAGUUUACCCAACAAUUCAGGAAAUGCAUGCUUGGCAAUUAUGAGAUUGAUGAGUUUGAGGAGAGGUGGGCAUCAAUGGUUAAUAUUUUUGGGGUUAAGGACAUGGAGUGGGUUGAGACCACUUAUGGGAUUAAAGAUAUGUGGGCUACAGCACAUAUGAGAGGCAAGUUCUUUGCCAGGUUGAGAACUACAUCGAGGUGUGAGGCACUACAUUCGUAAGUUGCUAGGUUUGUAAAAUCUGGCUAUAGCAUUAAGGAAUUCCUCCAUCACUUCCGCCGGUGGAUGGGUUUGUUGCGGAAUAAUGAGGCUGAGGCUGACUAUUACACCUCAUACGGGUGUCCGAUAAUGCAAACACAGGUGCAAGCAUUGGAGCGAUCAGGAGCAAGUAUUUAUACAAGGGAGGUGUUCUACUUGUUUUGAUCAUUAUUGUUGAAAGCGUCAAGUGUGAUAAUAGUUGAUUGGCGAGAGACUUCAUGUAGUGUGAACUAUGAUGUACGAAAAUAUUGUGAGUUAACAUGAAAAUGGGUUGUAUCU
Molecule: messenger RNA, 1830 nt
Organism: Arachis ipaensis
Lineage: Eukaryota; Viridiplantae; Streptophyta; Magnoliopsida; Fabales; Fabaceae
Source: RefSeq, a predicted model, not a curated record